Clupea harengus (Atlantic herring) is the source of this 1646-nucleotide messenger RNA. RefSeq names its product epithelial cell adhesion molecule. The transcript has 10 exons. The coding region runs from base 316 to 1221 and encodes 301 amino acids. The record is from RefSeq and is a predicted model, not a curated record. Gene Ontology annotation, cellular component: membrane. NCBI's taxonomy places the organism in Eukaryota, Metazoa, Chordata, Actinopteri, Clupeiformes, Clupeidae.
GUCUUCACAAGUGUUCGGACCUGAGAAGUGGCUUUAUUUUCAGAAGAGCUAAUCAACGUUUUAAAACACUGCGAUACAUUCGAGGAUUAACGCACUUGCUUGGAUUUUUCUAUAUUUCUUCUAUUUACAUUUCAUUGUCUGAGUAUUUGGAUUGCAAUUUUAUUGAGUUUUCGAGGGUACUGCGCCCUCAGGAAGAGGGAGGUCGUUAGGAUACAGCGCCAUCAACUUGCUCUGUUCGUAAUUGAGUUUGGUUUGUGAGACUUAUUUUUUCUCUGUGUGUCACCUGCUGAUUUCCAGAAUUUGUGAUUUCCAAAGAUGAAACUACUGAUUGCCUUGACUCUCGUGUCAUUCGCCGUGGGAGCCUUUUCACAAUGUACAUGUCCGACUUCAAAGUGGGCCGUUUGUGAUGGUACUCCGUGCCAAUGCACUCUACUGGUUGGAGAUAAUCAGAAGCAAGCUGUGGACUGCACCAAAUUGAUCCCCAAAUGCUUCCUGAUGAAGACCCAGAUGCAGAGGGCCAGGACGGGUACCAUCGGCAGCAAGCCCGUAGAGACCGCCUUGGUGGACGACGAUUGGAUGUAUGAUCCGGAUUGCGAGGUCAACGGCAAGUUCAAGGCCAGGCAGUGCAACGGAACCGAGGAGUGCUGGUGUGUGAACAGCGCCGGCGUGCGUAGAACCGACAAAGGCGACAAGAACCUGAAGUGCGACGUGCUGGUGGAGACAUACUGGUUGCGUAUGCAAAUGACCCACAAGGAGCUGGCUAAAGAAGUAGAUGAGGCUCAGCUGAAAACCGGGAUUGAAAAUGCCAUCCUCGCCCGCUACAAGUUGGCCAAAACCUUUGUAAAGGAGGUUCAGUAUGACAAGGAUGCUCGUAUGAUCAUUGUGGACGUCAAGAAGGACAAGGAUGACACCAAGGAGGACCUCACACGUGUUGGCUGGUACAUGGAGAAGGAUAUCAAGGAGCUGCCACAGUUCAACAACCAGGAGAAGUUUGAGCCAAUGGUGGGGGGGCAGAAGAUGGAGAUGGACAGCAUCUUGGUCUACUAUGUGGAUGCCAAGGCACCCACUUUCACCAUGAAGCACCUGACUGGGGGAGUGAUCGCUGUCAUUGUGGUGGUCAUCCUGGCUGUGGUUGCAGGUCUUCUUGUCCUGUUCUUCUUGAGGAGGCGAGAGCAGGCUCGCUACAGCAAAGCCCAGCCCAGGGAGAUGGACAACAUGUAAAUAGAUGCCUCCACGACUCAUCCAAGUCUCCAGAGCUUUGAGAAAGUGAGCGAGUGCAUUAUGUGGGAAUAUAGAUGUGCUGUAUUUUGCUUGGUUACAUACGUAUGUUUUUUUUUUUUUUUUUUUUUUUAUUGGGAAUCUUUGCUCGUGCCUGUUACAAUGGGUUGCACCCAUGUACUCAAAGAAAAGGAGUGACUCCAGACUGUCCAUUCAGUUUAAAAUCUUAUUUUGAUGUUUUAGCAUCAGUUUUUGUUCCUCAGUUGUAAAUAGUGGCUUGGAAGCAGGCAAAUUGGCACUUGUGCUGUUUUCUUAACAUAUUACACUGCAGUCAGUCAAUCUGUUGUUCGAAUAACCGAAGAGACCUGAUGUCCGUGUAGACUCUUCGUUAAGUGGCAUUUUGAGCUCCUGUGCUUGGAGUACUGCAG